This is a messenger RNA of Physella acuta, 1352 nucleotides long. RefSeq lists its product as uncharacterized. Lineage: Eukaryota; Metazoa; Mollusca; Gastropoda; Physidae. The record is from RefSeq and is a predicted model, not a curated record.
GCCAUCGUUGAUGGUUGUCGCUUGAGUGUUUUGCUGAGGAUCCAUCUCAACAUAUCCUGUCGGGCCUCUGUAAAAGACACUAGAACCAAAACCCAGCCGAACAGUAAACCCUGCUUAAGAUGAGUGUUUCUUGUACCUUUAAAUUCUAACACCUUACCGUUGCCAAGUCGCCAUCAACUUCAACCUAUCAAUCAACUUUUACAAUAGACUUACAGCGCCCUAACUAAACCAUAUAAGAUUUUUUAAAGAUAAUCUCAAGCUAAACGAGAAGAUACUGAUUGUUUGAGCGGUUAUUGUAUAUGCACAAAGCAGUUAUUCCCAGUUAAUCAGCAUAGAUUAGCACGGGAUAAAACCGUUACCUUCAAGUCCCAAAGUCAAACGAACAAGUCUGCUUCAUUACUUUGUCCUACCUUAUUCAAGUCUCCGCAAUCCAACAUAUGAACAUUUAUAAUUACUUAAUCUUAAUUAAACCCAAAUUUCCCAAGAAACCUAGCUAAGUUUAGGUGUGACUAUAGAAAUGCAGUCGUCUAUGAAAAAUGAAAGCUGUCAGACAGAUAACUUAGCCAUCCCCUGCUCUAGCUCCCAAACUGAUGAUUUAUAUUUACCCUGCUCUAGCUCCCAAACUGAUGAUUUAUAUUUACCCUGCUCUAUCCACCAACAUAUUACUCACAAAAUAAAUUUUUGUGAAGUAUACACAAUUCUGGAUGAAAAAUCGAAUGUGGUGGUGCUGACGUCGUGUCGGACCCAGCUCCCAUCUCGCUCACCUUUGAUUCCAGCAACAGCAGCUGUGGUCGAGGACGCCUCGCUCUUCGUCAUGGACGGUCUGCAGGCCAAGGAGAAGAGUGUGCUCCACAGUCUGAACGACAGUCUGCACAGCGACGCUGACAGCAGGAGGGCGGCAGACACGGACGACGACAGGCACACCGAGGACAGCACGCGCUCCAAGUCGUCCAUGGUCACCAACGUCAGCAGUGUUAACUAGCAGACAGGCAGCUGGCGCAGAAGAAGACAGUUUUCCCACUGCAAGUUUAUACCUUCCCAACGCUCAGCUCUACUGCACCUACCUACGUCCCGGACGUGGCGAGGCGAUUGACCAUCGAAUCCCCCCUGGAAAACUUAAUGAUUCACACCACAUACGAACGGCCUAACCCUCUCCAGCCUGAACUAAGGGGAGAGUUUGAACUCACCAGUAAAAAGCAGAGAAUCUAUUUGGGAGGAAAGGAAGAUUACAUCGAUACGGAGGGUACGCGGAGGUUGGUCUGUGAAACGGAAUGUUUCACGUCCAAAGACCCUUUGACUCAAAAAGACUAUUGCAAAGAUUUUGGGGAAGGUGUUGAAAUUGAGAUGUUACA